CAAAGGACUCUUAUACUAAGCAUUCUAAUUUUCUCAUAAUCCUUGUUUUUCCUGAUAAACUACCUAGCUUGUUUCUCUGCUUCUGUGUUAUAUCUGUCCUGGUCUUCCCUUACAUUCAGCAUCUACAGACCUUUCCAUAUUGCACCGGCAGCACCAUGCAUACCGCUGCUCUCUUCCUCGCUCUCUCCCUCUCUGCCCAUGCGGUGCCUGUCCUCAAUGCUCGUGGGAACGACACCGUUGAGCGUAGAGAAGAAGGCCCUUACAAAGUUGUGAAUGUUGCGGGCCCUACUACUCCCGUUGUCGAGACCAUCACUGCGACUAACCCUCCGGCGCCGCCUACCACUAUUACCGUCACCGAGUACCCCUCGUCCACACCAGCUUCCGUGCCUGGCGCUUCUCCCUCACCUUGGAAUGCCGGGCCUAACGUGGGUGGUGCUCCGCUGGGUCGCCGUGACACCAACAGCAGCGCAAGCGCACUGAGCCGUCGUGCGAUAUUUGAGGAGGAUGCUCCUACCAACAGCACUGCCAACCGACGUGCGAUAUUUGAGGAUGCUCCUACCAACAGCACCUUGAGCCGACGUGCGAUAUUUGAGGAGGAUGCCCCAACCAACAGUACCGCGAGCCGACGUGGAAUCCUCGACGAUGCUAGUAACAGCACUCUGAGCCGUCGCGAGAUCAUUGGCGAUGCUACCAACAACACUGCGAGCCGACGUGCGAUGUUUGAGGAUGUCGAUGCUACCAACAGCACCGAAAAGCACGUAAUUGCCGCUCGCAGCAACACCACUUCCGAAGUUCUGGCUCGUAGCCUGAAUGAGACAGCCGUGCAGACUCGGCAGCUCAAGGAUGCCCUUGUUUCCGAGCACCACAAUGCCAGCGAUGUUAGUGGCAAGAUCGGGAUUGCAGCCCGGGAUACUCAGAAGCCCGAGAACGUCACCGCUAUUGGCAGCAAGGUCGCAGUCUACACCCGGAAUGAUACAGUUUUGCAGGCCCGGGCAUUCAAUGACACCCCCUCUGACACCGCCGUCAUGUCUUCCAGGCCCCAAGCCAGGGGCCUGAACCACACAGACUCUCAGGCGUAGAGUCAUCUUCAGGGGUCAAUUGUGACGCUUACCCAGGUGCCUGCCAUAUCGUCCUGGAGGUUGAUGAAUUGGUUGCCAACGACUGGUAUGAAACACGUUUCAUGAAUUUGAUGGAUAAUGAGCAUGUGGUUCUUUAACGAUUUCGGUUUUUUGCAUCGUCACGACAAAAUCAUGACUGCUCAUGGUGGGGGGUGGGAAUAUGGUCAUGAUAGCAUGCAUCUGUAGGGGCGUUUUGAUUUUUCUUUUUUUCCUCUUCCUUUCAUUGCUUUUUUCUUUUUUCUCUUAUGGUUCUCUGGCGGUUUUAUGCUCUCUUGUGGGAAAGGCUUUUCUUGAUUUAGAUAAGAGGUAGCGAUUGCUUUCGUUGCGAUUUCGGGUUCAUACUAGGUCUAGAUUGUGGUUGGGUUAUUUUAGGUAUAGGAUAGAUUGCUAUAAAAAUAGGAAUGGC
Aspergillus costaricaensis CBS 115574 is the source of this 1524-nucleotide messenger RNA. RefSeq lists its product as uncharacterized. Lineage: Eukaryota; Fungi; Ascomycota; Eurotiomycetes; Eurotiales; Aspergillaceae. The transcript has a single exon. The coding region runs from base 156 to 1079 and encodes 307 amino acids. The record is from RefSeq and is a predicted model, not a curated record.